AUGAGCUUGUUGUCAACCAUCGACACCAGCGCCGCGCCCGUGUACCAGCCCGCCCAGCUCCUCAACUGGGUCUAUCUCUCGCUGCAAGACACGCACCAGGCCAGCGCCUUCGAUGCCUUCAGACCCGAGCCCUCCUCGUCCCAGCACCCCGACCUCGGCUACACCAAGAGCACCCCGGAGCUGGGCUCCUCACUCAGCUCCAGCUAUCUCAACAGCUUCUUCCAGCUCCAGCGGAGCGAGGCUCUGAGCAGCAGUCUCUACAAGAGUGCAUCACCUUAUGGCUCGCUUAACAACAUUGUGGAUGGGUUAAGCUCCCUCACCGAGCAUUUCUCUGACCUGUCCCUUUCUUCAGAAGCCAGAAAACCCAGCAAGAGGCCACCUCCUAACUACCUGUGCCACCUCUGCUUUAACAAGGGACACUACAUCAAAGACUGCCCCCAGGCUCGUCCAAAAGGAGAAGGCCUGACACCAUACCAGGGCAAGAAACGCUGCUUUGGUGAAUAUAAGUGCCCCAAAUGCAAGAGAAAAUGGAUGAGUGGAAACUCCUGGGCUAACAUGGGACAAGAAUGUAUCAAGUGCCACAUUAAUGUCUAUCCUCACAAACAGAGACCCCUGGAAAAGCCGGACGGCCUGGAUGUGUCAGACCAGAGCAAAGAACACCCUCAGCAUCUGUGUGAGAAGUGCAAAGUCUUGGGCUACUACUGCCGCCGUGUGCAAUAAACCUUCAACGUGGCCUCUUCCCAUCCCCAUCAUCCUGAGAUUCUCUGGCAGCAUGCCAUCAACAGCAGCACAUCAGAUCAAGAUAAAAGCUAAAAUAAUUGCCAAUAUUGCCUAUCUAAUAAUAUGCCUUACCAUUAAUAGAAUGUAACAUUUCUCCUGUGCAUGUGCAUGCAUGCAAUAGGUAUUUACAGGACUAUGAUUUGUAUACAUAUAUAUGUAAAUUUAUAUAUGUACACACAUAAGGUGUUACUGAUGAUGUUCACAACAGAACUGCAGUUACAGGUUCUGCUGAUUGUUUACACAGACCCUAUAUCACAGCCAGGUGAAAUGAAGUACUUUUCAAAAGGCAAGGAAUAAUGUUCACAAGGAAUAUUUGUUACAUGUAUGGCUUUUGCAGAGGUUCAGUAACUGUGGGGCCACUAAUUGUAAGCACUCACCCACAACAUGAACACUGUUCUUAUUAUAUGACAAGACAAAGGAAGAUAAAACAAGCCACAGCAUAAAAGGAGAAUUACUGCUUUCCCAGUUUUAGAAAGUCUUAAGAGGUUUGUACUGCUGAUUUCUUGGACUUUUUUCUAUUUGUUACCAUCUCUUGGGCAGGGCUUAGGCAAAAUAAUUUUUGCAGGACAUGAAAAAAAAGGUGAAUAAUUGUUUGAGGGGUGUGGGUUGGGUAGGAAGGGAAUGCCAUAAGAUUCCAAGAGGUUUUUGUAGGAGACAAAAUUGGCUUGCUUAUGCAACUACCAGAUCCUUCUCUUGUCAUAUAAUCCCACUGACAAGGCCCCUUCUACGUGCAUGACAUGUUCAUUAGGCUAUAAGCACAUUAAAUUUACUAUGAAUAAGGGGAUAAGAAUACUUAAAACUGACCCCAAUAUCCUUAACUAAAAGAUUAGCCAAACUUACUAUUUAUAGUAGUUUAAAAGCCACUUCCUGGAAAUAUUUUUGUGUCCUGUUUUCUACUAUAGAAAUUUGUUAUGAUAUGAAACACGUUAGCCAUAGGGGUGUUUUAAGGCAUGGAGAACACUCUAUAUAACCCUCUUUCUUUAUGUCUUCCUGAAGAAGACCUACAUACCUGGGGAGAAACUUAGGAAUUAUAUUUCAUUGUCCCAUUUCAGGUAGAACUUUGCACAGGGACAGCCUGCUGCAAAGAACAUCUUGUCAGGGAUUGGCAAACUGAAAGUACCUCGAGACAGUAUCCUGAUUGUACGUCUACAUGAGAGUACAUUGGCAAAAGG
Agelaius phoeniceus (red-winged blackbird) is the source of this 1952-nucleotide messenger RNA. RefSeq names its product zinc finger CCHC-type containing 24 (gene ZCCHC24). Lineage: Eukaryota; Metazoa; Chordata; Aves; Passeriformes; Icteridae. The record is from RefSeq and is a predicted model, not a curated record. Gene Ontology annotation, molecular function: zinc ion binding; nucleic acid binding.